Messenger RNA from Hirundo rustica (Barn swallow), 2459 nucleotides. It is a transcript of the gene ADSS1, whose product is annotated as adenylosuccinate synthase 1. The record is from RefSeq and is a predicted model, not a curated record. The coding region runs from base 105 to 1472 and encodes 455 amino acids. NCBI's taxonomy places the organism in Eukaryota, Metazoa, Chordata, Aves, Passeriformes, Hirundinidae. The transcript is spliced from 13 exons. Gene Ontology annotation, molecular function: adenylosuccinate synthase activity; GTP binding. Gene Ontology annotation, cellular component: cytoplasm. Gene Ontology annotation, biological process: IMP metabolic process; 'de novo' AMP biosynthetic process.
CAGGGCUCGGCGGCGGGGAGCGAGGCAGCGAGAGGCGGCGGUUGCUGCGGCGGCCACAGCUACCCUCCCACAGCUACCCUCCCACAGCUACCCUCCCACCCAGCAUGUCGGGCACCCGGGCGUCCAACGACCGCAGCGGCCACCCCGCAGCUGGCGGGGUGAAGCGGGCGCGCAGCGAGCCGGGCGGUAACAAAGUGACGGUGGUGCUGGGGGCGCAGUGGGGGGACGAAGGCAAGGGCAAGGUGGUUGACCUGCUGGCCACCGAGUCGGACAUUGUGUGCCGGUGCCAGGGUGGGAAUAAUGCAGGUCAUACUGUGGUUGUUGAUGGGAAAGAAUAUGAUUUUCACCUAUUUCCUAGUGGCAUCAUUAAUCCAAAGGCAAUUUCUUUUAUUGGUAAUGGAGUGGUUAUACAUUUACCAGGCCUGUUUGAAGAAGCUGAAAAGAAUGAAAAGAAAGGUUUGAAAGAUUGGGAGAAAAGACUGAUUAUAUCAGACAGAGCACAUAUAGUGUUUGACUUUCACCAGGCAGUAGAUGGGCUCCAGGAAGUGCAACGUCAAGCACAAGAAGGCAAAAAUAUUGGCACAACAAAAAAGGGCAUUGGACCAACAUAUUCUUCCAAAGCUGCACGAACAGGCCUUCGGAUUUGUGACCUCCUCUCUGACUUUGAUGAAUUUUCUUCAAGAUUUAAGAAUCUGGCACAACAGUACAAGUCAAUGUUUCCCACAUUGGAAAUUGAUACAGAAGGACAACUGAAAAAGCUAAAGGGAUAUGCUGAAAAAAUAAGACCCAUGGUUCGAGAUGGUGUGUAUUUUAUGUAUGAAGCUCUUCAUGGCUCCCCAAAGAAGAUCCUUGUUGAAGGAGCCAAUGCAGCAUUACUUGAUAUUGACUUUGGCACGUAUCCCUUUGUGACCUCCUCGAACUGCACCGUGGGCGGUGUGUGCACCGGGCUGGGCAUUCCUCCGCAGCACGUGGGGGAUGUGUACGGCGUGGUGAAGGCUUACACCACCCGCGUGGGCAUCGGUGCCUUCCCCACCGAGCAGAUCAACGAAAUCGGAGAUCUUUUGCAGUCCCGUGGCCACGAAUGGGGUGUAACUACGGGCAGAAAGAGACGCUGUGGCUGGUUAGAUCUUGUCAUUUUGAAAUAUGCUCAUAUGAUCAACGGAUUCACUGCUUUGGCACUGACAAAACUGGAUAUUCUUGAUGUCCUUGAUGAAAUUAAAAUUGGUGUUGCCUACAAAUUGGGUGGAAAAAGAAUUCCUUAUUUUCCAGCUAACCAGGAGAUACUACAGAAGGUGGAAGUAGAGUAUGAAACAAUGCCUGGGUGGAAAACUGACACAACUGGAGCACGAAAAUGGGAGGACCUCCCACCCAAGGCCCAGAAUUACAUCCGCUGCGUGGAAAACCAUGUUGGCGUGCCAGUUAAAUGGGUUGGAGUUGGGAAAUCAAGAGAGUCGAUGAUCCAGCUGUUUUAAACAAAUGAAGAACUUCAGUGAUGAGAAGCACAACUUGGCGUUCAUCAGUUCCUUACCGCUUCCUCUCUAAAUGGAAAUGCUAUUUAAAACAAGCAAAUUCUUCUAGGAAUUAAAUAGAAACACAACAUAUAUUCUGUAUUGUAACAUUUUAUUUAAGUUCUCAGUAAAUUCAAUGUAAAAUCUCCUUGGUGUCUGUCAUCAAAAGUCAAAAAGGUAUUUCUAACAAAAUAGGGAAAUAAUUUUUUUCAAUUAAUCUGUGUUACUAUUUGAAAGUACUUUACACCUAUAUAGUAUUGCUCUUUGAUGAAACCAGUAUUUAUUCCAGGAAUUAUUGGGUAAUGUUAGAAUUGUGAAGCUUGGAUUUUUUCUUCAAAUAUUAAAAUAUCUGUGUAUUUGGGUUGGCAGUACUAGGACAGAUACCAUGCACUGAAAUUGGUUGAAUUAUAAAGAUUUUCAGUUUAUAAAAUAAGCAAAGUUAGGUGGGUAUUUUUGACUGCACAAAGCAAAGCAAACACAAUUAUGUAUAAUUUUUAUAUUAUGUUUUUUGAUAGCCUACUAAAAUGAAUGGAGAGCAGCUAAAAUGUAAAAUGUAUUUAUCACAAAGCCUAUCCUUGUAACUGAGAUAACAUCUGUAAAGGGGCCAAACUGGAGAAAGCUGACUGUGUAAUAAUUCUUUGAACUAUUCUGUGUGCUAACAGGCUGGGGACAGUCAGGUGUGUGGCCUUUCUUUUGUGCAGUAGGAAAAGGAAUGAGGGAAGGUGGAAGGAAGGGAGUUCUCAGGGUGCAAAACAUACGAGGGGAGUGGAGCUGAGACAGCACGCUGCGUUUUCUCCAUGAACCUGGGACAUUUCUUCCUGCUAGUCCUGUGAUUGAAGUUUCCCAAGUUCUGCUGUGCUACUCUGUUGAGGAACUUGGAACUUGUGGCUGUGUGAGGCACUUGCUUCCACAGCUCAUAGGUUUCCAAGAAUAAAUCAAUGCAUGACUCAA